Molecule: messenger RNA, 1854 nt
Organism: Exophiala spinifera
Lineage: Eukaryota; Fungi; Ascomycota; Eurotiomycetes; Chaetothyriales; Herpotrichiellaceae
Exons: 2
Coding region: 1-1854 (617 amino acids)
Source: RefSeq, a predicted model, not a curated record
AUGGCGCCAAAUCCCAAGGGUCGUCCCUCCAAACCUCAUGGCCGUAUGGUCCAGCCUGCUUUGCCAUUGAUCCCCGGACCAAAGGGCAAGCAGAACAAUAAGCCCGCUCCUGCGCAGGUUGAAAGUGAAAAGAUUGAGCCAGCGUUGAAAACCUCCGACGCAGUCAAUGGAGGCAAUCAGGAACACGCUGAAAUAGUCGAAGCCCUGGCCAAGGCUCACGAUGUGACAACAGGAGGUGGAGAGGCAGAACAUGUCGAGGAUCGCGCACUGACUCAAGGUUCACCCAUUGACACCCCACAAAAGCCAUUGACUCCCCUUGCACAAACUGCCAAUGACAACGAACCGGAAGACAACAUUUCUGCUGGCGAAGACUCUCUGUCGCAGAUGGCAGACACCCAAGCCACAAGCCAAGAUGUGUCGGGUCAUACUUCGGAGCAGGAGACAGCUGUCGACGAACAAGAGACGGUGAAUCUGACAAACGGUCAUCUUGCCAAUGUAUCGCAGCCUAUUAGUAGUGCCAGCGGUGAAGACUAUGAUGGACAAGCCUCGGCGCUGGAACCCUUUGCACAGGUUGCCAACGAGCGCCCAACUGGAGCUGCUACUGCGAAUGGCAAUGGCGCCUCAUCAUCACCACAGGAAAAUGGCCACAUGACACCGGAGGAGACUCAGCCUUACGGAGCGGAUCAGCCGGAGCAAGUCUAUGGUUCGAAUGCCAAAUCUCAACCGGAGGUGAAUGGUGUUUAUGACCCAAUCGCGCGCAAAUCUAGUAUUCCUGAAUCAGUCCAACAGCCAAGAGUCUCUCCUGGGUUGAUUCCUCUGCAAGAUUAUCUCCUCCAGGUAUCCCACACCAAGGAAGGCGUCGACUGGGCAAUUCAGGUCAACCCUCCCGGAGUCCAACCCUAUCUGUUGUAUGCGCAUUCAUUGUUGAUGCUACGAAGCGACCGCCUCAGACGCUUGAUGCAGCGCGAACCGUCAUCGGCCUACGGAGGAAAUAUCAUUCACCUGUAUCCUGCUCGAAAUGCAGUUCCUCAUGCAUUUGACGCAGCGUUACGUUUCUUGUACUCUGACACGGUUUUGUCACACCUCAUCCAACCGCAUCCUGGCCCAGAUUUCCAUGCGGCGAGACUUCAGAACCUCGACUACAUCUUGUCUUAUUGGGUGGCAGGCAUCGAGCUCGGCAUCGACCAGGUAUCUGCAUGUGCGGAAAGACUCUUGUUCAACUACGUUGACUGGGACAUUCUUGAGGUCACGUACAAGCAUGCCAUUGACCUUGCCAACUCACCAGUGGUCUCGUCUCGUAAGAACACGACUGGUUCCGAUUACGUGGUCGUUAGCAACGCUGUGAUCAGACCGAUUCUACACUUUCUGGCAGCUCGCAUGGAUGUGUCAAAGUUCAAGAUCGACCUGACUGGAGCCCCAGUUCACUUUCCUACUCGCUUCCCAACGGUCGACGGUGGUCGUCUCAAGCAUAAACCAGCAUUGGCUUCGAUGGUCUUUGGCUCCAUGCCAUCUUCAGCCGACAUGUCUCCCACCUCGCCUCAAUCCGAGAUCGUGCCCGCUACUGCGACAUUCCGAGAUACUGUGGCAACCAACAUUCUCCUCAAUAUCGACUUCGAGCAUCUCUUUUACUUCAAUUCUAUCCUCCAGAGAAGCAACAUUGCCGGUGCUUCUCAGCUCAUGUCUAGCAUCAUUACAGAGCGAGAAGUUCGUCGCCAGAAAGUCCGGAACUCACGAGCUGUUGCCAACAAGGACCGCAUGGCCAACUCGACCGCCUGGGAAGUUGUUGGCUGGAAGGAGGAGUGGGACACCGAGACCAACCUCCCGAAGCGUGAGAGAGUUGGCUUCCUUUCUUGA